AUGUCAGAUUUAGCCCAGUGCGCUCUCUACUGUCCGUCUUUGUUCGCGUGCAAGCCAGCGGCGGUUUUCUCCUCGCACGGCCCCCGUGCAGAUGGCCGACAGCGGGACCAGGUUGACGUCCGGCCCGUUUUUGUCAGGUGCGGGCUCGUGAGUCAAGCUAAGGGUUCCGCGUACAUGGAGGCUGGAGACACCAAGUGGAUGUGCUGUGUUUAUGGUCCCAGAGAAACGGAGCGUAAAGAUGACACCGAUAUGAAGUGUGGAAGGUUGACAACAGACAUGUGGUUUGCCCCAUUUUCUUGCCCGGAGAGAGGCUCCUGGAUUCAAGGGAGUCAGGAUAAGGACUUCUCUUUGAUGCUGCAUGAAAGUCUGCAGCCCGCCUUGUGCCUCCACAAAUACCCUCGCUCUCAGAUAGAGGUCAACGUGACGGUUCUUGAACACAGCGGCUCAGUUCUUGCGCACGCCGUCACCUGCGCGUCCCUUGCGCUAGCAGAUGCGGGAAUCGAAAUGUACGACCUGGUGCUCGGCUGCGCCAUCCGCCAGGACGGGGGCUCUUACGUGGUUGACCCAACAUAUGCGGAGGAAAACGGAAGCGGUUCGCCCAGUGGUGACAAUCAGGGAAGACUGACCGUUGGAUUACUCCCUAGCUUGAACCAGGUGUCUGGGCUGCAGUCUGAUGGAGAAAUGACCGAAGAGACUCUCGCUCCUGGGGUGCGCACCUGCAUCGAGGGUUGCUAUAAGAUCUAUCCAGUCAUCCAACAAGCUCUGGCCAAGGCAGUGCGAAGGGCAGACCCCCCCCACCAUCAGAGAGCUGAUAGAAGUUGUACUUUUCUGGGUCAAUAUUGCUAUAAAGUGCUUUUGAUGUCAAAUAGUUUGACUAAAAACAUCAUUUUGAUCCUGCAUAUUUUUUAUAACUGA
Molecule: messenger RNA, 915 nt
Organism: Syngnathus typhle (broad-nosed pipefish)
Lineage: Eukaryota; Metazoa; Chordata; Actinopteri; Syngnathiformes; Syngnathidae
Product: exosome complex component MTR3-like
Exons: 3
Coding region: 1-915 (304 amino acids)
Biological process (GO): poly(A)-dependent snoRNA 3'-end processing; nuclear mRNA surveillance; rRNA catabolic process
Cellular component (GO): cytoplasmic exosome (RNase complex); nuclear exosome (RNase complex); nucleolus
Source: RefSeq, a predicted model, not a curated record